Molecule: messenger RNA, 3219 nt
Organism: Geodia barretti
Lineage: Eukaryota; Metazoa; Porifera; Demospongiae; Tetractinellida; Geodiidae
Source: the annotation of a GenBank genome assembly
ACAUUUAGGUCGGCGGUAGCGACGGCUCAUGCGCGCCAGACAUAACGGCGGAGAGCGGCUAGCAGUAGUGCAUACUACUAGCGUGAGUGCCUCCUGGGUUGAUUGUGAGGGAUGGGGCAUUAUUUAUGCCUGAUGGUCCUGCUGGCAAUUACGUGCAUGGCUGAGCAAGGGCAAAUGGAAAUCGGUAUUUUGGAUGGAUUCUCAUCAACCCUACGAUAUCUCAAUGGCAACUGCUCGUGGAGAGUUACUACAAUUGCAGCAGGGAAUGAGGUAGAGGUGGAAGUGAGUGUAGGACCACAGAGGACUCUAGUUGGUGGAGAAGGGGACACAGAGAGAUUCACUUUGAAAUGUGUAACUGAGGAGGGCGAGCAACUGAAUGCAAUAAUCGUUACGCACACUCUUGAAACUAUCCCACAACCCACAAUUAUUGCUCUGGAUUAUGAGACUGGGAUCCUUGAUUGGAGCCAUCCAUUUCAUCCUGAUCUGCCAGUGGACUUUGAGAUUAUCCACCGGUUCAGAGUCGUCUACCUAGUCAAUGAGACAGACAGAGACAGUGGGGAGACAGUGAUAUCACAUGAGAGCAGUCUCAGCGUAUCUCGUCUCCUUGACCACUGCAGGAGACAAGAGUUCACUGUUCAGACUUUGGUCAAUGACAUCUUCUACAGUCAGAGCUCCUCCUACUUAACUAACCCCUCUGCCCCAGCUUUCCUCACUAUCUCGCCAUCACUGGUGGUAGAAGAUGACACUAAAGUCAGUGUCAAAGUGAAGUUUGCUCUAGAGGCAUCAGUGUGUAUCUCUCAGUUCCAUGUAAUCAUUGAUGGAGUAGUCAACAUCUCUUUCAAUGUCACCAGCCCUGAUAGAGAGAGGGGAGAGGUCACCUAUAACCUCUCUCCAUACUUAUCCUCAGAGGGUGUCUGUGAUGUGGGAGGCAUGGUCUAUGGUAGCAAUAAUAUAGGAGAGAGCACUCAAGUACAAAUCCCUAGAGGAGGCUCACACUGCACACCUACAGGCAUCAUCACUAUGCCUACUCUACUUUCCACCACACCAACGCUCACCCCACCAUAUUCAGAAGACUCGGUACCUGGCAUUAGUGUUCCAGUCAUUAUUACAGUGUCCAUCAUUUCCCUAUUCAUGAUCGGCACCGUCACCAUUAUCAUCAUCACUAUUACACGACUUUUGUCUUACAAGAAAAAAGGUAGAGGGAAUUCAGUGGUACCACCAGUCUCUGCAACCUGUCCAGAUGAUGUGGCGCCCAAAGUGAGGUACAUACGCAACUUAUUUUUGUUUAGACUGACCCCACCUAAUGGUCUGAUGCAUCUGAACAGCGGACCAUGCACAGAGGUGUGUGUGUGUGUGUUGGAGAUGUUCGACACUUGGCACAAUGUAGCCACGAUGUACAUAACACAAGCCUCAAUGUUAUGAAUGUUGGCACAGAUGUAUGUGUGUAUGUAUGUUGCAACACUUGGCAAUGACGUGGUUUGAAAGACAGGCCAGUCCAUUAGGGAGUUCUGCUCUCUUACAGUGUAACUAGAAUGACAUGGCAUUUUUUAGCACAGCAGUUCCAUUUUACGCAUGUAUUUGCAAUGGCACUCAAUUUUGUCUACACAAACUCCAAUUGAUUUUCAAGAUCCAUAUUAUUAUGCUGUGAAGUGGAGCCUACAACCGGCGCUAUGGAGACUAAGAACCUGUCUGUCGAACCCACCCCAGAAUAUGUAGAAAUUGACCAUGCUGCAACUGAAAGAGUUAGACAGUGUAGGCAAGGAGGAGCUGACAAACUACUGAGCUUGGAGUGUAUGUAGUGAAGCCCCUGGGAAAUACCCUGGGAAAGACCCUGCCAUUAUUGGUCUCACUCAUGAAUGCCACUAUGACCUUCUAGCUGCCUGUACUGCUGCCGGUGAAAGCUCGCUGGUUUGAGCUCGGAAUGAAACUUGACCUCUCUGAGAACUUCCUGGACGAGACGGAGACCAACAUGGAUAGUGUGGAGGAGUGUCUGGGGGAAAUGCUACAGAAUUGGCUCCUGUACCACGACCCCACCAUGGAGACUCUAAAUAACGCCCUCUCUCGGAUGAUACUCUCCCCCAUCACGUUCGAUACCACCUCCAGCGAGUUUGUUUCUGUCCCUGAGUGAGUGGGGGUUAAGGUUCAAGAGGACACAACAGUACUGUAACGGUUUGAAUUACUAUCAAUCAUAGAGUGAUAUAAAAUUCUCUGUGAUUUUGUAGAUCAGCAAAAGUUGUGGAUUGUACUGUAUUGUUUGUUAAUGUAGAUCCCACGAGUAAAAAAAUCCUCGCCACCUUUCAUGCUGUUUGUCUGUGAUGGUGUUUUCCGCCAAAUCCAUAUAGAAAGCUUUCAGCAGUGUUUUUAGUUGCACAAAAAAACUUAUGAAUUUCAGGCAAUAUGAAACAAAUAACAAACUCUUACACUUUUAGUCCAAACUACAAACAAUGGCACUCUAUCUUGAAAGGUUCGACCUCAACAGGCAUUUUCAUCAAACCACAUCAUUGCAUACGUCAGCGUAACUCGCAAAGCACAAAAGCAGGACAAUCUGAACAUACCUGGUGGAGUAGUUACCUCCAGUGACACGGUAGGCCCACUACCAAUGAUGUUUGCUGCAGUCACACUCAAACUGUAGAACAUUAUGCGGAUCCAUGUGAGGUGUACCAUAUAUAUAGACUGCAUGCAGCAGAAAAGCUCACUUGUAGGUGGUAGCAGGAGAGAGACCAGUGUGAAUGAAAGGCCCUGCUACAGCUCCAAGCUCCAUUUGGCUGGAGAGAUCCCGUAUUCCGAGAAAGUAGUUUGUGAUUUCACUGCCUGUUUCAAAGGAGAGUCGUCACCAUCAAUACAGGUAGAGGGGAUGGCAUUUAUGUACCUCCGUCACUGUCAGGAGGAGACCAGGAGAUCUCAAUGGCAGUUGGACAACAGUAAUACCUAACUCUAGCAUUGUCCUCACAGGUAAAGUCAGUGGUGUUACUGAAGAUGUCUCACUACAGACAAAUGAGGCCUACUGUACAGUAACUACUGGAGUUCCAAUGAAGAGAAAUGAGGCAUAUGAGACUGUGCUGAGACCAGAAACUGACACUCUAUCUCCAGUGUAUGAUAUUGUACACUAAUCUGUAAUCUUAAAGAAAAUGCGACAGCUUUGCAAAACACGAUCAUGUGACCAUAUGAGGAUAUUUGCAUUCUUCUUCAAAAUGUUUCCCUGUUAUCUGGCAAAGACUU